AAAUAAUCCAUGCAUUCACAUGUCCAUGACUGAGGAAAGCUUAACAAGGACAAUGGAGAAGACACAAUCUCAAGGUUGCGAUUCUGAUGGAUUUAACAGGCUGAUUUGUGAAGAGGAAUUCCAUGUUGAAGAUCAUAAUUCCUUCCACAUGUCUAACCCAAGCAGGCAACCAGUGACUUUGUUCACUCCUGGGAGACGUAGUAGACUGGCUGCAGUAAUCUUGGUGCUUCUUGCUGGUGUUCUACUUAUACUUGAUAUUGCCCUGGGGGUGCAUUACAGUAGAUUGCAAGAAACUCACCUCACACUCAAAGACACCGAAAGCCUUGGAAAAGACCUCGUCGAACUUCAUAAGCAAUAUAAGACAGCAGUUGAGAACAUAUAUGCUGCUCAGAAGCAGCUGGACGAUGAAAUGAAGAGUCAGAAAGAAACCAAGUGGGAGCUUGAACAUCAGACGAAAAGGACUGAAGACUACAAAGUGCUCAUUGAGAAAGUUACACAGGACCUUGGAAAAUUGAGAUCACAAGUACCAAAAAUCUUUGAUGGCUGCACUCACUGUCCUCCUGGAUGGCUCUUCAUAAACUUGGUGUGUUAUUACUUCUCUUCUAACAAUGCUGGGCUGAAAUCAUGGCAAAAAGCCAGAGAGUUCUGCCAGAUUUAUGGAGCAGAUCUUCCAGUCAUUGACACCAAAGACAAAGAGAAGAAAAUCGUAACUUACUUGUUAAAUCAUGGUCAGGAUCCUUCAGAAACCAAAAGUGCUUUCUGGUUUGGACUGAGAGAUUCUAACGAGGAAGGCACCUGGCAAUGGUUGGAUGGAACGUCCCUAGUUGAAGGAUACUGGAAUGUCGGGCAGCCAGAUGAUUAUCACACCGAGGACUGUGCAGCAGUGUACCCUAAUGAAAACUUCUUCAGGGCCUGGAAUGAUUUAGAAUGUGGAUCCAGACAAAACUGGAUUUGUGAGAAAGCACCAACUUAUGAGUUCCUAAACAGGACGAAUAAUCAAUAGUCUAAAUAUAGUGCACACAUAUACCUCCAUAAUAAAAGAAAAAAAAAAUCCAGUAAUGCCACAGCCUGUUGAGGUGGAAGUGUCUCAACAAAAGCUGUAAUUGUAUAUCAUUAGACAAGCUUCCCGAUACAUGCAGCAUUUCAUAGCAAGUUGUCUACUAAUCUGCAUAUCUAUGUAUGUGUGAAGAUUGUAAGUUUGACUGACUAAAAGAGUCUAAAUAAAAUGUGCUUCUAAUAGUCA
This is a messenger RNA of Xiphophorus couchianus (Monterrey platyfish), 1243 nucleotides long. Its product is annotated as CD209 antigen-like. NCBI's taxonomy places the organism in Eukaryota, Metazoa, Chordata, Actinopteri, Cyprinodontiformes, Poeciliidae. The transcript has 6 exons. The coding region runs from base 20 to 1003 and encodes 327 amino acids. The record is from RefSeq and is a predicted model, not a curated record.